Molecule: messenger RNA, 690 nt
Organism: Tetrahymena thermophila SB210
Lineage: Eukaryota; Ciliophora; Oligohymenophorea; Hymenostomatida; Tetrahymenidae
Product: glutathione S-transferase, amine-terminal domain protein
Exons: 1
Biological process (GO): glutathione metabolic process
Cellular component (GO): cytoplasm
Molecular function (GO): glutathione transferase activity
Source: RefSeq, a predicted model, not a curated record
AUGUAAGAUUAACAACAAACCCUAAGUCUUUAUAUGGACUGGAUGUCUUAGCCUUCUAGAUGCGUUGCAAUUUUUUGCAUGAUAAAUAAAAUCCCUGUUGAUAUCUCAGAGGUAAAAAUUCUCAAAGGAUAGCUCAGAAGUCAAGAAUACAAAAGAAUCAAUCCUAAUAUGAGAGUUCCUACUAUUAAAGACGGUAAAUUCGUGCUUUAUGAGUCUCAUGCAAUACUUAAAUAUUUGAUAGCUUCAAGGGCAUAAUAUAUUCCUGAACAUUGGUAUCCUAAGGAUAUAAAAGAACGUGCAUUAGUAGAUUAAUAUUUAGACUGGCACCACACAAAUAUCAGAAACGCAGGAAUGUAUAUUUUCAACUACUUUGUGCUUCCAAGUUUAGGUAUUUAGUCUAAGUAGAAUAAAGAAACUAUUUACAAAUUGUUUAUCUAAUCCUUGAAAAUGAUUGAUACAAUAUUUUUAGCUGAUAAGCCAUAUAUUGCUUCAAAGGAAAAAGCAACUAUCGCUGAUCUCUCCUGCUAUUGCGAAAUUACCUAAGUUAAUUUAAUUGAUUUUGAUUUCUCUCCUUAUCCUAACAUUCUUAAGUGGAUGUAAAGACUUACUGCUGAAUAUCCAUAGCUAGUUGAAGGACAUCAACCUUUUAUGAAAUUUGUUUAGAAGAUUAAAGAAAAAUAAAAUUUAUGA